CCCAAGGCUGCCGAUCAGGUGUCGCUGGUGAUUCUUAAAAACUGUCGGGUCGGCCAGCCUUUCGCUUUUUCUGUUAUCUUCAUCCUCUCGCCAUCUGUCUCUACUGUCGCUUCAACUCCUAACUUCACCGAAACAAUCCCCUCCGACAUCUGGGGAAGCCUCCGACUACUACUCCGUAUCUACCUUCACGACAUUCGAUCCACUCCGCCAAAAUGGGUAAAGCCGGUCGCAUCUUCUGCAUAUUCACUCCCUAUGUACUCACCAUCGCCUCGUUGAUAUGCAUCAUCAUGGUUGGGUUGGGAUGCACGAAUUCCGGCUCCAACAACCUCAAUGAGCUCUAUUUCUUCCGAGCCAACUUGGAAAACAUGACGACAUCCGCCACGACAGACUCCAAAGUCUCCGACGCGCUCGAAAAGGCGCACCUGAAGGUGAACGACGGCGACAUCAAGUCCGCCCUGGAACAGGUGCAGAAGCAGUUCGGCAUCUCUGAUUUCUACACGGUCGGCCUGUGGGGAUACUGCGAUGGCAACGUCACCGACAGCAACGAGUACAAGGUCGAGGAGUGCUCCAAGCCCAAGGCCCAGUUCUACUUCGACCCCUUGAAGGUCUGGAACUUGGAGGACUCCGGUCUCGACAACGCCCUGCCCGACGGCAUGAGCAAGGCUUUGAACAUCUACAAGAACGUCUCCAAGUGGAUGUUCGUCGCCUACAUCGUCGCUUUCGUCGCCACCGUCGUCGAGCUGAUUGUCGGAGUCUUUGCCGUCUGCAGUCGCUGGGGCAGCUGCGUGACUACCCUAGUCUCCGGAGUCGCUUUCCUCUUCACCACUGCCGCUUCGGUUACUGCGACCGCGAUGUUUGCGACCGUCACCGGUACUUUCAACGAGAACCUGAAGGACUACGGCAUCAAGGGUAACAUGGGCAAGAACAUCUACGUGGCGACCUGGUUGGCCGUUGCCUUUUCCCUGGGUGCCGGUCUGUUCUGGAUGAUUAGCUCGUGCUGCUGCUCCGGAAAGUCGCCGUACAACCACAAGAACAAGGGUGCUGCCCGUGGCGUGACCGCCGAGAAGGCCCCCUACACCUACGAGCCCCUUGGCCCCUACGGAACGCCCGCCCCUUACGGCAACACCUCCUAUCCUUCUGCCGCCGGCAACGUCCCCGUCCAGACGCGCACUAACGCCUACGAGCCUUUCCGUCAUGUUUAAAUGACCAGGCUUGUUUCAAAACACCAACAAAAAACCAAUAAACAAACAAAAAAACACAGGGCAUCCUUGGCGUUUGUCUUUAAAGCGAACAAUCACACGAUUGGUCUUGCACAUCAACUCCGACCUCACAUACCUUUACCCCUAACCUCCUGAGAUGACCCUCUUAAU
Molecule: messenger RNA, 1370 nt
Organism: Aspergillus steynii IBT 23096
Lineage: Eukaryota; Fungi; Ascomycota; Eurotiomycetes; Eurotiales; Aspergillaceae
Product: SUR7/PalI family protein
Exons: 2
Coding region: 213-1202 (329 amino acids)
Biological process (GO): fungal-type cell wall organization
Cellular component (GO): plasma membrane; cell cortex of cell tip
Source: RefSeq, a predicted model, not a curated record